UGUAUUAGUUGAGCAGCAAAAAGCUAGCUGUUCGGACGUGUGAUCCGGUUUGUUUAAUUGUUUAUACUCAGUUUGUUCACAUUGUGUGCCUAAAAGUGGGUAAUAAUAACCUCUCGGGUGAAAUAAUCUCAAUUCAAGUGUGACUGGACAUCGCAUAAAAUGCAAGGUAAAGACACUUCUAAUUUAGACGAGGGGUACCCGACGGUUCCUAUGCAGGACACGACGCCUCGUACAGCGCCACCUCCAUAUACUUAUCACCCUCAGCUUGCAUACCCCCACCCGCCACAAGUUGCUAACACCGGGUAUCCACACCCGACCGCUGGGUACCCACAUCCUCAAGCUGGCCCGACAGUGCACCCGACGGCGCCUGGAGCCACCGUGAUCGCAGGACCGACCAUCAUCGUUCAAACAGUCGUGGGGCCAGAGUCUACCCGCACGACGUGCCGCAAUUGUAAUGCCCAGAUAUCUACAAGGAUUGACAGGAAACCGACUAUGAAGACGCAUCUCAUGGCGGCUUUACUCUGUGUACUUGGGUGCUGGUGCUGCGUGUGUGUGCCGUAUUGUAUGGACUCCUGCCUCGACGUUGACCACUACUGCCCUAAUUGCGGAACCUUUGUUGGAUCUUACGCACACUAAAGUAGCUUCAUGCUAUAGUUAAAGAAAUAUUUUCAAUGCUAUAAUAGCAUUUAUUUGUGCUCGUCGCUCAAUGGUCAAUCUCUACUUGAAGAACCUAGUAGUGAGCUUCGUACGAACAAAUUUGUCGUUUUCAGUCUUACGACAUCUCUAGUACACACAAGAGAUGGGCAUGGGGGAUGAUACAUAUCAGAAAAAUGUUACCUAACACUAACGUAUUAUUAUAUUAAGGAGUUACAAAACGUUUCCGUCUUUACCCGGCAAAAUUUCAUGGGAUAUGAACAUAAAUUAUAAGUAAAAUAAAUAUGUAGCUUAACCUUUAUUAGAGUUUUGAAUGAUUCACGGUUAGUUUCACUAGACUUAUAUUGACCGGGAUAUAGACCGUGAUUACCUUUUGUAUUAUUUGUGAGCUCCCGAUAUUUCGACGCAG
Messenger RNA from Cydia strobilella, 1063 nucleotides. Its product is annotated as lipopolysaccharide-induced tumor necrosis factor-alpha factor homolog. The record is from RefSeq and is a predicted model, not a curated record. The coding region runs from base 160 to 636 and encodes 158 amino acids. Gene Ontology annotation, molecular function: zinc ion binding. NCBI's taxonomy places the organism in Eukaryota, Metazoa, Arthropoda, Insecta, Lepidoptera, Tortricidae. The transcript is spliced from 3 exons.